AUGACGGAAUGGCAGGAGGAAGGGGUCGAUUAUAUUGCUCUCUUCAAAGAGUACCAGCGCACGAUGGCCGAUGAGGUGUUUACUUCGCUCGCAAACGACUUGAUUGCCGAUUUGACGCCCCUGUCCUCCAAAAAAGGUUCAUUUCCUCACUUUAUCAACCAGAACAAGGGAUUGAAGGCACUGAAGGCUGCAAGGAGGGGCAGAGAAAUGACUCGCACCGAAUGGCCAGCCUUCAAGGAAAUCUCCUUCCAUUACUUCAAGUUUGACUCGGAAAUCCCAAGCAGUCUGAACGAGCGGGAAGUCUUUGUGGACUGCACGUGGUCGUUCAUCCGAGGAGCUUUUACGAUGGCUGACAUUCCCACCCUCAUGCUGGAAAUCGCCACCAACGGAAACAAGGAUCGUAAGGUUCAAAUGAAGGUGAGAGGGGAGCGACAGGACUGCGCGAGGAAGGCCGAUGGCGUCGGAUUUCAUGCCAGUCAACAAAUCUACAUCGCCGAAUCGGCUCUAAUCUACGGCGCUACCCAGGAUAAGAAGGACGAGGAUGCAUGGAGGUCGAGGCGGGCUCUGCGUGACUCGUGGGUCUCUCAGAUAAAGGCUACCAGCCAAACUCCACACCCGCGUUCAGGCAUGUCGGUGUUCGGUUCCACUUCCCACAAUGGCGAAACGCAGUUCUUUGCCAUGGAUUACAAAGGCUUAUUCCGUGUGAGGACGCUGACGUCCAUGAUGGUGCCAAUGCAGGCUAUGUCCUUUGCUCCAGGUAUACAACAUUGCAUUUUGGCCUGUCUGGAGUUUGUCCUACACGUCUUGGACGAGAGUGAAAGACGCAACUCGGCUGCCAAAAUGACAUCUCAUGAGGAAAGAGAGGAUUCCUUGGAGGCUGCCGCGGCUAUCCCCACCACAAGCAGCACGCGGAAGAAGAGCAUUUUCAAACCCAAUAAAUCUUGCAUCUAA
Molecule: messenger RNA, 951 nt
Organism: Linnemannia hyalina
Lineage: Eukaryota; Fungi; Mortierellomycota; Mortierellomycetes; Mortierellales; Mortierellaceae
Source: the annotation of a GenBank genome assembly